CCCUCCCUUCCACUACUACUCCUUCUGCCUGCAGUCACGUUUAGCUCCUGCAUCACGUUGCUUCCACAUCUGGCUGCUCCUCACGCGCGCGGGGACUCUUCUCACCUUCUCCACUUCUUCUGCAGCGGUUCAACCUCUUCACCUGCCCUCCUGCUCCAGUCUCAGCCAUGUUGGUUAUCUUGGCCUUCAUCAUCCUCUUCCACAUCAUUUCAGCGAUACUGCUCUUCGUAGCAACUACCAACAAUGCUUGGUGGGUUGCAAGUAAAGGAAACUUCUACACUGAUCUGUGGUACAACUGUAACGUCACCUGUGUGGAAAUACCCGGCAGUUCAACCGCAGAUGCAGGGUACCUUCAGGCUGUGCAGGCUACUAUGAUCCUCUCCACCAUCUUGUGCUGCGUAGGCUUCUUCGUCUUCAUCCUUCAGCUCUUCCGUCUGAAGCAAGGAGAGAGAUUUGUUUUCACGGCCAUCAUUCAGCUUUUGUCUUCCCUGUGUGUGAUGAUCGGCGCGUCCAUCUACACGGCGGAGCGGGCGAGCUUCCAGGCGAAGGACGUGCAGACCGGCGAGUACGGCUACGCCUUCGUGGUGGCCUGGGUGGCCUUCCCCAUGACCCUCGUCAGCGGCUUGAUGUAUCUAGUGCUGAGGAAACGCAAGUAGGCGACGCUCGACAACAGCCCACCUCACCAGCUGCCACCAGCUACAGCCUUAGCCAAAAGAAUUUAUUUUGUAAAUAUACUUUUUUAAAAAUGUGUAGUUCCAUGCCAAAAUGUUAUGUUGUGAAAAAAAAAACCGACAAAAUAAAAUAAAUCUCAAUAUUAACCGUAGAAUACUGGAAACUAACUUUAGUUUUUCUUCUUUUCAAAGUGAUGUACUAUGUAGUUUUUAACCCUCCUCUUGUUUUAAGCAUUGAAAUUGUGUUGUGCUGUUGGGAAAACGGCAGACUUGAAAAUAAAAGGCAGAAUGAUAUGCGAAAUAAGAAUAUGCUCAUAUAAAACCACUAUUUAGGCUUCAGAGGGGACAUUUAACUGUGGGGAAACAUUAAUACGGCUUCAUAACAGCUACAUGAGCCCCUCACGACAACCGACAUAAACGUUUAUAAAGGCUUUUCAACAGGCGUCAUUUCUUCAUAAAGGGUUACAGCUGUUGACCAUAGUCAUCAAAGCUGUGUACGGUCAGAUCUGAAAAACAAGUAUCUACAAAAUAGUAACUUUGCAGGAGAGGGUAAAAACCCCCGUAUCCUUCAGUGUAACUCAAUGUAAAGAGGUUUUCGUCCAAGUGAUUUUAGAGCAUUUCUAUUGGUCUAUUCAUUCUAAAAUUUUCAUACAACGUAAAGGACCGCUGGUGUGAUGAAAUGAUGUGGAAAAACAAAAAUCGCCAAAAACAUUUAAGCUACAUGCUUUUCUUUGGACAGCGACGAUAUGCAAAUUUCACAGCUUCGUUAUAAGCCUCUUUGGUGCAUCUGUAUGAUCAAACUCAUCUCUGGCAGGAGUGCGUGUAAAUUUAAGCAUAAGUUUUUAUUAAUUAACCAAAACUAGUAUCAACUGUUAUUAAACUAUUCCGUGUUCCAUUUAAAGACACGUUACACUCUGCUUGCUUUAUACUAUAGACUCCGCCCACAAAAUAAACGAUGCAAAAAUCAGUUAAACCUUUAUUUUCACUCAGAAACGCAUCGAGCGUGACGCUCAUUUUCAGUGCAGCCAAGCAUUUAAGGGCGCACAUGGACUGAAAAUAAAAUAAAAUGGAAUUUGAUUCGUUUAAACUAAAAUGAACAAUAAAAUCAAACAAGAUAAAAAGGAAAACACAAGAACAGUUAAGAUCGGGAACAAUAAAAUAAAUAAAACCAAGAUGAAGUAGUUAAAACCAACUAAUAUAUUUCAACAUAAAGGGAUAAACAAGGCAAACUGAAAUUUGAAGCUAUGAAAUAAAAGUAAAUAACAAUAAAAGGGUGUUAGAAUUAAGAUCAAAUAUAGAAAAAGAUAUUAAUCAGUCAUAAAAGAAAAUAAAAAUUCUGGAUAAAAAUAAAGGAAAAAACCAAACUCGGCUAAAAGAGUUACAGGCACUUCCGAGGUGGCCGAAAUUUAUAAUGCCCACUGAGUUUUAAAGACUCAAAAAUGAAACUUCAGGAGAAUAAUCAGACACAAUCACAUCACUGUACCGUCUUAAAAACACCAAGACGUUUUGUUUAUUUCACAUUUUAUUAUUUCCAGUGGGUGUAACCUUAACAUUAUAAAGUGUGGUCAGUCGGGGGAAAAGUGCACUGACCGCUCCACCUCCAACAAGCACAUCGGCUCACGAGCUGCUAAAUUCUGGCGUCAUAUCGACUCCCUACCGAAUCAUAUUUCGUGUAAAUAAUAUGUAUAUGAGGGCUUCUGAUGCAAAUGACAUGCAAAUAAGUUACUUAAGAGUAUGCACUUGUUUUCACGCACGGAAGCGGAUUCAUCCUUUGCGCUCUACACUUAUUUCUCCGCAGUUUGUACGUCAUUCGGUGCCGUUUGCGCCCAUUUAUAUGCAGCUUUCAUGAAUAAAGACCACUGACUUUCGCUUUGAAGCCCAGAAUCUCCUACAAUCACAGGCUGUUAAUUAGUAAAGUGAGUUUCGUUUGACCACGUACAAGUGCUGAUGAUAUUACAAGUUACUAAUAUGCACUAAGCAACAAAGUCAGCUGGUACAAUGUAAACCUAAGGGUCACGGCACCAAAAAAAAAAAAAAAAAAAAAAAAAAAAAAAAAAAUCACAAAAGGUGUUUUCAACUUGACAAUGUGGACAAAAGCAGCUUUUAGGACAGACGCCUGUAGGAAUAAGUAAAAUAACGUAAAAAUCUGAUUGGCUACUUGUGUGCUGUCCACUCAUCUCCAAGCAUGUUAAUCGAUAUACAAAGCAAAUCUGACAUUUGGGCGCAGUGAUCGAUUAAUAUGCCGCUCAUCCUCUCCAGCACAUGAUGGCCAUUAUAUACAAAUAUAGUAUUUUAUUUUAUAAACUUUUAAUACAAUUUUAAUUGAAAGUUGAAAGGUUUCAAAACUGCUGCCUGGGUUGAAUUACACUGGCUUGGCUAAAGAACUUAGUGGAACAGAAAAGGCAGCAAAACUUCAUGAACGGUGAAGCUUUUUUUGAACGGCUGGUGCAAAAGGGCUCAAAAUAUGAUCAUAUCCAAGGCAGCCAGGCACCAAAUCAAUUAGUCUGAAAUUGUAGUGGAACAUGUCAACUUUUUACACGACAUCUAUAACAUACAUUGUAAGUGGCAAUCAUCGGGGUCCAAGCACCACAUGCCAUAUAGAUCCAAUAUAGGCAUUUUAACACACAACACAAAUGAUGGGUUGUUUUUUUUUUCUUUUUCUGAAAGAAAUAAAAAAAUUGUAAUUUGUAUUAUUUGACCUAAUGCAAAAGUUUUUUUAACAAAUAAGUCAGAAUAACUGACAUGCAGUUGUUGAACCCAUUGAACUGAAUUUAUUCCACAGCAUUUACUUCUUUCCCAGCAUUUUAUUCACAGAAUGCAACAGAAUACCUUCAUAUUAAAAUAACAAUUUCUCUAAAGGACGAAGCCUAGUAUCUGAAAUAAUCAAUGAAAUGAGCUCUAUCAGUAGUGAGGUUGAGGCUGUAGAAAAUGUUCUCAUUAUAACAAACGUAUUUAACGACAUUGAGACCAUUACUUUGAAUUUGAAGGCAUUUAUUUGGCCCCUAAACAGGGAUUGUGGUCCCAUUAUGCCCCCCCACCCAAAAAAAAAAUCCUAUCCUAUAAAUGUUUAUGUUGGUUGUCACGACUAGCUUAUGUAGGAGUCAUAAAGCCUUACAUACCCUGCAGUAAAGUGUACCAAAAUAUGUAAGACGGAGGCAAAAUUGGCUUGGUAAUACUUGACUAUGCAGACGUUAGGACCAAUCCUAAGGAGUCAGACUUAAAGUGUAGGAUUUAUAGGGUUUAAAAAAAAAAUAAAAUAAAAUAAAAAAAAGUUAGAAAAGAUUAAAGUAUGCUGCCAAUUUGCUAAGCACUACUUCAUACUUGAAGCUGAACAAAACAUGGCAGGAUGUGUUUAUUAUGCCUUUAAAAGCUUGUAUACGGUUUUUUGUGUGUUCCUUAGUUAUACUGCAUGUUUUAUUUUACCUGCAUUUAGCGUACCAUCAAUAUUAAAACAGACACCAAUUGUAGUUUAUUAGGCAUUGGAAUAAAGGCUUCAGUAGGAUUUUACGUUUGAAAAUGCUGAAAGAGGCUGUACAGUCUGGUCACACCGUUUCCUCUUGGUAUUUAAUUCUGUGACGCCUGAGGAGGCAUAACGGGCAAUCUGGAAGAGUUCAGUUGAGCUGUAUUUAUUAUGUGGACUGUUAAUAUUUUUUGUAAUGAAGUAUUAUUCCAACAAGCUUGAAUCUGUUCCCUGCCCCCCCCCCCGAUCCCCCUAUGAAUCAAUCUUGUUGGAUAUUACUGAAGGCUUUGAAAUUGGAAUGAAGCUACAAUGGCAGCUUUUUGUUUGGAACCGUUUUCGCUUGUCUGCUUGGUAAAGUCUGUUCAGUUGCUUCUGUUUCCAGUAACUGACUCCCAACCACAAGGGCUCAAUAUUGUGUUUUUUGAAGUCAAAUAAAUGUAUUUUACAUUAAA
This is a messenger RNA of Pygocentrus nattereri (red-bellied piranha), 4583 nucleotides long. RefSeq names its product epithelial membrane protein 2 (gene emp2). Lineage: Eukaryota; Metazoa; Chordata; Actinopteri; Characiformes; Serrasalmidae. The coding region runs from base 168 to 656 and encodes 162 amino acids. The transcript has 5 exons. The record is from RefSeq and is a predicted model, not a curated record. Gene Ontology annotation, cellular component: plasma membrane.